AUGAUGCAGCAUCCCCUGGAGCUGGGGGCUCAUUAUCUGCCUCACGAGCCGAUCCAUGACUACAGGUCACACCGGUACAGGAGCUUUAUGAUCGAGGAGAUACUGACUGAGCCCACGGGCUCAGGCAAAGCCACGAGUGGGGGCGAGCUCCUCAAAUUCGGUGUUCACGCUCUGCUCAACAGUCGGCCCUACCACAGCCAUCUAGCAGGCCUGAAAUCAGAUCAUGCUGGAGUUUUCAAGUUUCCGUUGGGUCCGAUCUCAUGCAGUCUUGCUGCUCCUCUGGGUUCAGCCUUGGUAUCCGGAGGAUCGAGCCUGGGUAGUGGUCCCGGAGGUCCCCAUCUUCCGCUAGACCUGCACCUCCGCUCAAAGCUGGAACAAGGUCCAGAACCAGGAAACAAGGCAAAAAAGGGCAGGAGGAGCCGAACGGUCUUUACUGAACUACAAUUAAUGGGUCUCGAGAAAAGAUUUGAAAAGCAGAAAUACCUUUCAACACCAGACAGAAUAGAUCUGGCAGAGUCUCUGGGUCUUAGUCAACUUCAGGUGAAAACUUGGUACCAAAACCGAAGAAUGAAGUGGAAGAAAAUAGUAUUGCAAGGCGGGGGUCUGGAGUCCCCAACAAAGCCCAAAGGUCGCCCAAAGAAGAAUUCCAUUCCUACAAGUGAACAACUUUCAGAACAAGAGAAGAUAAAAGAAGGCGAGAAACAGGUGGAGAAUUCUCCAUCACCUUCCGAAGUGAAUCAGGAAGAAUAA
Messenger RNA from Hypanus sabinus (Atlantic stingray), 750 nucleotides. RefSeq names its product BARX homeobox 1 (gene barx1). NCBI's taxonomy places the organism in Eukaryota, Metazoa, Chordata, Chondrichthyes, Myliobatiformes, Dasyatidae. The record is from RefSeq and is a predicted model, not a curated record. Gene Ontology annotation, molecular function: DNA-binding transcription factor activity, RNA polymerase II-specific; RNA polymerase II transcription regulatory region sequence-specific DNA binding. The transcript has 4 exons. Bases 1 to 750 code for a protein of 249 amino acids. Gene Ontology annotation, biological process: regulation of transcription by RNA polymerase II. Gene Ontology annotation, cellular component: nucleus.